GAUUUCAAAACAAACACACAUGACACAACAUGUAUUUAUUUCGUUGGAACUUAAAUGAUCUAUCAAAGCCAUUCCGAAAACGGAACUAUAGUACCAAUAUAGGAAAUAUACUGGAUAUCUUCCAGAAUGCAAAGCUAGGCCAAGAAAUCAACAUAAAGGGCUGGGUGAAAUCCUUAAGGAAACAAAAAGAACGUGUCUUCUUAGAUCUGAGUGAUGGAUCCACAUGGAAGAAACUGCAAAUAGUCUUGCCCCACAACAAAUCCUGUGAAAAAUUGACUACAGGUGCUUCUGUGAACAUCAGUGGUAUAGUCAAAUCAUCACCAAAUGGCCAAAUUGAAUUGAAUGCCACUGAAUUAGAGGUCUAUGGUGAAUGUGUUAUUGCAGAUGGUUACCCUUUUGCUCCAAGAAAACAAUACUCACAAGAAUAUAUAAGGCAGUACCCACAUUUGAGAUUCAGAACCAACAACUUUGCUUCCUUAAUUCGUACCAGGAGUGCAGCUACUUUAGCUAUACACAAUUAUUUAGAUUCUGAAGGAUAUAUCAAUGUACACACUCCCAUCAUUACCUCUAAUGAUUGUGAAGGAGCAGGGGAAGUUUUCAAAGUAAUUCCUGAAAAUAAGGAGCUUCUCAAAUCCAUGGUGAAAGAAGGGGAAUCUCUGGAAGAGGCAUUUUUUGAAACUAAAGCAUUUUUGACUGUUUCUGGACAGUUGCAAUUAGAAUCUGCUGCACAUGGUUUGAGCAAAGUCUAUACCUUUGGUCCUACUUUCAGAGCAGAAAAUUCUAGAAGUAGAUUGCAUUUAUCUGAAUUUUAUAUGUUAGAAGCAGAAGUGGCUUUUCUUGAAAACUUGGAGGAUCUCAUGGUAAUCAUUGAAAAAUUGCUUAAAAAUGUGACAAAAACUCUGCUAGAUAAAUGUGAAACUGACAUUAAUAAUAAUCAAGAAAACAAAUCAAAUUUCAAGUGGCUAGACCAAAAAUUUCCUAUAGUUACUUAUGAUGAAGCAAUUGGCAUUUUGAAAAGCAAUCAGAACUACUUUGAAAGUGGGUAUGAACCUGAGGAAGGAAUUUCCAAAGAACAUGAAUUAUUUCUUGUCAAAUAUUGUGGCAAUGUCCCUUUAUUCCUUGUAAAUUGGCCAAAGGACAUCAAACCAUUUUAUAUGAAAGAGGAUCCUAUGGACAGUACAAAGGUACUAGCCUUAGAUUUGUUGGUCCCAGGAAUAGGAGAAAUAAUCGGAGGUAGCCUGCGAGAGAAUGACUGUGAAAAAAUAAAACGAUCCCAUCCGCAUAUCACCUCCCAAUUAGAUUGGUACUUAGAACUAAGAAAAUUUGGCAGCGUUCCCACAGGAGGUUUUGGCUUAGGAUUUGAAAGAUAUUUGUUAUUUUUAACAGGAACUCAAAAUAUAAAAGAUGUGAUUCCUUUUCCCAGAUGGCCACAUAAUUGUAACAUGUGAAUAAAUAAAUUGUAGAU
Molecule: messenger RNA, 1465 nt
Organism: Phaedon cochleariae (mustard beetle)
Lineage: Eukaryota; Metazoa; Arthropoda; Insecta; Coleoptera; Chrysomelidae
Source: the annotation of a GenBank genome assembly